UAGCAGAGGGAGAGUGAUAAGGAGGAUUGGAGAGAAAGUGAUGAAGAUGAUGAUGGUGUGAUAUGAAGAACAAGAGAGGAGGAACAUCAGUAUCCAACAGAGACUGAGAGCGAGAGGAGAGGAGGGACAAACUGAAUGUCAGAAAGAGAUAAAUCACUUGUAUGAUAAAGAGUUUUGGUCAGAAUCUGCCAGAGCUGCAGCUUCUCCUUUCCUCCUCUCACUGUCUGAUGGAGGUUGGUGACGGAGCGGAGCUCUGCUUUCCACAACUCCUCAACACCUCCUGCAGGAAGCCGACACUUCCUUGGUCCGAAGUUGUAUUUCUGCACACUCUUCUGUCCUCCAUCUCUCCGCUCACUGUGGCUCUCAACCUGCUUGUCAUCAUCUCAGUAUCCCACUUCAGGCAGACAUCAAUUUCUCAGCAGAGCCUUCACUUAUCUUUUUCCACAAUUCCACUGUUGCCGGGAGAAAUCCUCCGAAAAACAUCCUGCUGGUUUCCUGGUGACCUCGUGUGUUCCCUGUAUAAGUAUUUAGGGUGCAUCAUUACUUCUGUCUCAGUAGGAGACAUGGUGCUCAUAUCAGCAGACCGAUAUGUUGCUAUUUGUGACCCUCUGCAUUACCCCACAAGAAUCACUGUGACAAGAGUCAAACUCUGUGUUUGUCUGUGUUGGCUCUUUUCUGUUCUCUACAGCAAUCUCUAUUUAAAAGAUGGCCUGACUCAACCAGACAGGUAUAUUUCCUGCUAUGGAGAGUGUGUGAUUAACACUGACUAUGUUGCAGGAGCUGUUGACCUUGUUGUAACCUCUAUUGCUCCCAUUACUGUCAUCAUAGUUCUGUAUAUGAGAAUUUUUACUGUGGCUGUGUCUCAGGCUCGUGCCAUGCGCUCUCACAUUACAGCUGUCAGACUCCAGCGUUCAGUGACUCCGAAGGCAAAGAAAUCUGAGCUGAAGGCAGCCAGGACUCUUGGUGUUCUUGUAUUUGUGUUUCUAAUAUGUUUCUGCCCAUAUUACUGUGUCUCUUUUGCAGGUGACAAUGUGCUCAGUGCUUCAUCUAUAGCUUAUGUGAUCUAUCUGCCUUAUUUUAACUCCUGUCUAAACCCUGUGAUCUAUGCAUUGUUCUACCCCUGGUUUAAAAAAGCUAUUACUCAAAUUGUUACGUUUAAGAUUCUGCAGCCUGGUUCCAGUGAGGCCAACAUACUGUAGGGAGGCUGUGAAGUGACUGAAAUACGAUCUGCUUGUUAAAUUUAAACAUGUGGUUCAGUGAGUGAAUUCAUAAAUCCAAAUAAUGAAAAGAUGCACAUAAAGAGAUGGAUGAAAUGCAUUUUGUGUGUAA
This is a messenger RNA of Siniperca chuatsi (mandarin fish), 1329 nucleotides long. Its product is annotated as trace amine-associated receptor 13c-like. Gene Ontology annotation, biological process: G protein-coupled receptor signaling pathway. Bases 162 to 1199 code for a protein of 345 amino acids. The transcript has 2 exons. Gene Ontology annotation, cellular component: membrane. NCBI's taxonomy places the organism in Eukaryota, Metazoa, Chordata, Actinopteri, Centrarchiformes, Sinipercidae. Gene Ontology annotation, molecular function: trace-amine receptor activity. The record is from RefSeq and is a predicted model, not a curated record.